This is a messenger RNA of Pomacea canaliculata, 1451 nucleotides long. RefSeq lists its product as uncharacterized. NCBI's taxonomy places the organism in Eukaryota, Metazoa, Mollusca, Gastropoda, Architaenioglossa, Ampullariidae. Bases 43 to 1158 code for a protein of 371 amino acids. The transcript has 7 exons. The record is from RefSeq and is a predicted model, not a curated record.
UGUGUUGGACGCUGGUGUUGAAGACAGCACACGGCGACGGCAAUGGCUUCACAGAGGAAGCAGGUGUCUGCUAGCAGGUCCGACAGAACAGAAAACAAUCGUCAAGAAGCCGGAAAAAAGUACGAGUCUUCGACCUCGAAGGUGUUUUGCGAAGAAAAUAUAGAUUUUAUCGACAAAGAACUCAGAAAAUUAAAUAAAUUCUGCUUAAAAUCAGGAUACAGUGUUGCGCAGAUCGUGAAAUUUGCACGGCCGUUCACUCAAACUUCCACAACAGUAAAAAGGAAAAAAUGGAAGAAAAUUGGACUGAUUGGCGUGCUUAUGAUCGUGGUAGCUGUUGUUGGCUUCCAGCUGCAAUCAUCAUGCCGUAUAGCCAGUGCUCUUGCAAAAACUGCGAUGAUCAAAAUACAACCAUUCUGGGACUGGACUCGGUUUUACCAUAGCAACUGUCUCGUGGCAAACCCAAUGUACCGAAAACCAGACAAGUUAACCAUGGACGACUGCCAGAUAUGUGAAGGCAUACAGGACAUACUGCGAAUGAGCCAUGUUAAUCCAGCAAACAUUAUUGACAAGUAUUUCAAGAGGGAUAUACCGGUCAUCGUUGAAGACGGACUGCGGGACUGGGGUCAUCUUGCUGACAAAUCGGUACAAGACAUUGCUGAGAUGUAUAGAACCAGCAACAUUUUAAAGACCAGUUGGGGCUGUGGAUUUUCCAGUAAUAUUCGCAUUAAAUAUGGAGGACACAGAGAUCUUCUGAGGAAAAUAACAAAUGAAAACCUAACAAAUUUUUAUGCGCAUUGGGAGAACUGUCAGCUACCCGCCGCCAAAGCUUUUCGGGCGAUGUACAAGCGACCAUACUUCCUGCCUUCAGCUGUGGAAAUGUCAUCAACCAACUGGGUUUUUAUCUCUUCCAACUACACAGCAAAAAUAUUCAAAGAGGUAGACAUAGGACACCCACUUGUGAUACUAAUGCAAGUCAAAGGGGAAAUAGAGAUAAAAGUUGACACUUGGAAACCAUGUGAUACUGUGUGCACAUCGCUCGAAGAUGUCCUGCAAGAAGGAGAAAUUUUAAUCCUGACGGAUUCCCUUUGGAGAGCCAGCUACCUGCCGCUACCAGAGAGAGACAGCAUCUCCAUUGGGAUUGGAGGCUUCUUUGAUUGACCUCAGUCAGCUAUCUGACGUUUACAUCAGUUACAAAUCAACAUGUAUUUGCAUGUCUUUAGGAUGGCUGUUCUAUUUCAAUUUAAACGAUUUUAGUAGAUACAUUGGGUUGGUAAGAUUACAAAUUAUGUCUGUCCACCUAAGCUGGAAAAUUAUAUUUUAAGAGGAGAAAGUUUAGUAGAAUCUUAUGUUUUGGCGAUUGUUCUUGUUUCCCGUAUUUUUCCAUUGUUCGUUUUUUAGCUCAAGAAUUCUUACAUGAUGGCCGUUCUUAAUCGGGCAAAGUGUCGAAGUCA